AUGAAAGAAAAACAUUACAAUGCUAAGAAAAUCAAGGUCUUGACCAGCCGAUCAAACGACUACCGCGACCGCACGCUUGCCAUGAAGAGGACCAACGAAAUCCGCAGUGAGGCUGCUAGAGCUGAAGUGAACCAAGUCAAUAUGGAUAUCAUGUCGAGGCGCAAAGAAGACUUACCAGACGCAAUAUCCAAAGAGUUCUUACAAAUCCAGAAGGAGAUGAUAGUGUACGAUAUGCGUGAACAACUUGAGGAGCGACGGAAAUCAGCCGCCCAAAAAGCAAAAGAAACCAAACAGUCAACUUCCUCUUCAACUCAACAGGCAACAACCUCUCAACAGCAACUUUUGUCUUCAUCUUUGACCCCCACAAGUGAGCCUAACGACGAAAGCACACCUAACUCAAGCUCUGAGGAAUAUGUAGAUGAAGAGCAAGCAUAUCCAGAAGAAAUUGAUCCUACUCUUUACUCGCUUGAAUAA
Molecule: messenger RNA, 474 nt
Organism: Puccinia graminis f. sp. tritici CRL 75-36-700-3
Lineage: Eukaryota; Fungi; Basidiomycota; Pucciniomycetes; Pucciniales; Pucciniaceae
Exons: 1
Coding region: 1-474 (157 amino acids)
Source: RefSeq, a predicted model, not a curated record